AUGCUUGCUGGCGAUCUCUACUACGCCUUCACGCCGCAGCUGGUGGCUGAGCGCACCGCGGCGCGCCACCUGGUUCACGCGUUCAACACCGAGCUCGACGAGGCAAAGCGCCUGGAGGUGCUGCGGCAGCUUCUGGGCGGCUUCGACGAGGAGCAGCCGCCAUACAUCGAGCCGCCGCUCCGAGUUGAUUAUGUAAGCCUUGAGGUGAUCCUCGACGGCGCGCCCGUCACCAUCGGUGACCGCGUCCUGUUUGGCCCUAACGUGCAGGUCUACCCUGCCGGCCACCCGCUGGAGGGCGCUGUGCGCCAGGGCACCAAGGGGCCUGAGUUUGCUAAGCCCAUCACGGUUGGCAGCGACACCUGGGUGGGCGGCGGCGCCAUCAUCCUGCCAGGCGUCAGCAUCGGCAACAACUGCGUGGUCGGGGCGGGCUCGGUGGUCACCAAGGACGUGGCGCCCUACACAGUGGUGGCAGGCAACCCGGCCAGGGUGGUGCGGCGGCUGGACGCGGGCGGCGGCGAAGGCAGCGGCAAGGCUUGA
Molecule: messenger RNA, 537 nt
Organism: Monoraphidium neglectum
Lineage: Eukaryota; Viridiplantae; Chlorophyta; Chlorophyceae; Sphaeropleales; Selenastraceae
Exons: 3
Coding region: 1-537 (178 amino acids)
Molecular function (GO): acetyltransferase activity
Source: RefSeq, a predicted model, not a curated record